Fundulus heteroclitus (mummichog) is the source of this 1574-nucleotide messenger RNA. RefSeq names its product 2-acylglycerol O-acyltransferase 2-A-like. The transcript has 8 exons. Gene Ontology annotation, biological process: triglyceride biosynthetic process. Gene Ontology annotation, cellular component: endoplasmic reticulum membrane. Bases 375 to 1238 code for a protein of 287 amino acids. The record is from RefSeq and is a predicted model, not a curated record. Gene Ontology annotation, molecular function: diacylglycerol O-acyltransferase activity. Lineage: Eukaryota; Metazoa; Chordata; Actinopteri; Cyprinodontiformes; Fundulidae.
UGUGAACACGUCUGACUCUCGGUGAAGCGCGCUCCCGCGUGACGUCAGCAGUUGGUCAACAGGACGGAUUGGCCAACAGGAACACGCCCUGGGCUGAGCUGUGCGCAUGCGCAGAGGAAGCAGCAGCGUGUAGAAAGUUUGUAGUUUCGAGAGUUCGGAAUCUGGAGAUGUGUUACAGGAAAGGAAGAAGAUCUGCAGCUGAUUUAAAGACAAAGAUCUGCUGAGGAGUUAAAGGAGGAGGAGAUCUGCUGCUGGUUCACAGGAGGAGAUCUGCAGCUCCUGCAGGAGGACAGGCUCCAACACCGACCAGCUCCCGGGACAAACAGCGGCUCCUCUUUGCUCUCCCAGCCGGACUCAGCCGCUCCUCCCCCGGCAUGAAGAUCCAGUUCGCCCCGCUGAACGUUCCCCUGCGGAGGAGGCUGCAGACCGCCGCCGUCCUGCAGUGGGUCUUCUCCUUCCUGGCUCUGGCUCAGUGCUGUCUGGCUGCCUUCGUCCUCCUGGCUCUCUCUGAUUGGUGGAUGGGGGCCCUGCUGUACGCCGGUUGGCUGUGGCUGGACUGGGACACGCCCACCACAGGAGGCCGGCGGUCCCGGUGGGUGAGGAACUGGACCGUGUGGGAGUACUUCCGGGACUACUUCCCGCUGACGCUGGUGAAAACUGUCGAUCUGGACCCGACCAAGAACUACAUCUUUGGCUUCCACCCCCACGGGCUGGUGUCCAGCUGUAAGUCCAGUCUGUCCCACCUGGUCAGCCGUCCUGAGGGAGGUAACGUGGCUGUCAUUGCAGUGGGUGGAGCCCCUGAAGCUCUGGAUGCUCGGCCUGGAGCUCUGACUCUGCAGGUGAAGAACAGGAAGGGCUUCAUCAAGCUGGCCCUGAAACACGGAGCUCAGCUGGUUCCGGUCUUUUCUUUUGGAGAAAACGAGCUUUUUGAUCAGAUGGAGAACCCGGCGGGAUCUCCCCUGAGGAAGCUGCAGAACCGGCUGCAGAGCAUCAUGGGAGUAGCGAUGCCUGUGUUUCACGCCAGAGGGGUUUUCCAGUACAGCUUCGGUCUGAUUCCCUACAGGAAGCCUAUUCACACUGUCGUUGGGAAGCCAAUCCCAGUCCGCCAGACUUCGUGUCCCAGUUCAGAGGACAUUGAUGGUCUCCACAAGGUCUACCUGCAGAGCCUCAUGGAGCUGUUUGAGGAGAACAAACGCACCUACGGUCUGGAAGAAGAUCAGCACCUCACCUUCAUAUGAACCAUGUAUGUUCUCGUACAGUGGACCUCUGACACUGUUGUCAGCUGACUGUCAUCCUGAUGUCUGAUUGGCUGACUGGCUUUAAUCUCAAGCUAUUAAAAAAACAGUGACUGCAGAAAACUGGACUGUUGAAGGUUCCCACCUGAAGAACAUGGUUUGCUGUACUGAGGAAAUGAGCAGCAGAGGGGAGUACCUGAGUCUGCAGAACUUAACGGGCCAAGUCCUGCUGGUCAGAAGAUCCUCAGAAAGGUGUCAGCAAGAGCACCGUCUGUCCUGGACUCCAUUAAACUGUUUCUGAUGAUUUUUUCCCAGGAUAAUACAACACAUUUACAGGUU